UGAAGACGAGUGGAGCAGAGCAUGGGGUCACAGCAGCGCUGCUACCUGCCCACAGGAAUUAAAGCUGAAUGCUAGAAGAGUAAAGAUCCAUCCGUCCAUGAUGUUUGUGGGAACUUCUGUGGGUAGCAGCCCCACCUCUCCAGUCCCGGCCCACGGUCCUGAUUAUCAGUCAGAUGGUCCAUCCCCUCCAUGCUGGUUAACUCAGGCUCGGUGCGACCUCGCCCAGGCCGAGGCCGAGCUACGACGCCUACAAGAGCGUCACGUGACCGAGACCGAAUCUGUCAAGCGAGCUGUUGAACGAGCCAUAUUGGGAGCAAGGAGAGAAGAGCGCCGCCUGCUGGAGAGGGUGGAGCAGGACCACCGGGACACUCAGCAGCGUCUGGAGCAGGUCCAGAGGGAAAACACAGCAGCUGCCCGGGUCAGUCAGUCCCUGCUGGACCAAAGGCUCCGGAAAGUGGCUCAGCUUCAACAGCAGGUUCAGGAUGCUGGCCAGUCAGUUCUGAAGGAAAGUGUUCCAAACCAGAACCUGCUGCUAAAGGAGGUGGCAGAGUUCCUACAGCCCUGGGAAAUCUCAGUUGCCCUGAAGAAAGUGAACUUCAAACCCAGCCCCCAACCUAAUGCCGUCACCUUCGGAGACAUUCGGGUGCAUGAACAAAGCCUUUGUCUGCAUGUUGGUGGUUGUGGUCCACAGGGACAGAUGUGUGCUCUCCAUUCACAGGAGAUCCAGUCUGAAGAUACAAACCAUCAAGGUUCUGGAACAGAGAAGAGCAAUGAAGGACAGGGCUGGACCUCACCAACAGGGAGGGUAGUCAGAAAGAUCAGCCUCUCUAACCGGAGUGAUCUGGGGUCAGAGGAGGAACAAAAGAUCUCUACCGCAAAGAUAAAUCGCUGGCUUCCGAAGUGUGAACAGUCUGAGUGGGAAUCUUCUCAAGAAGACGAGAUAGAUUCAGGUUCCUUCCAGUCGCAAGGGGAGGAUGUAUUUCUGGCUGUCCCUACGGUGCUCAAAAACAUGGAUAUUGAAGGCAAGGAUCAGGUGUACAAGAUGAACAGUAAUGAAAAACAACACUCACCAAGAAACCAGAGGAAGCUUCUUUCUGUACCCUCCAAUAGGAUGCCAUCCCCCUCACCUGAACGAAGACGGGACCAUGCUAAGCUGGGUCACUGCCUGAGUUUAAACAGUCAGAAUGGAGAUAAAAGAAUGAUGAGUCAAGAGUGCAGUAGUAGACUGUUAAGGUACGGGAACAGCACCCUAGCAUCUCCCAGGAUGACUCCAAGAGACUCUCUGGCCAGCCAAAGCUGCCUCGACCUCACCUCCAGGGGUCGCCCUCACUCUCGCCUCAGCCAGUCCUCGGAUGAACACUCUCUGGGGACCCUUGGUGAUUCUGGUAGAGCUCCAUCUCCAACAGACAGCCUCGACUCCAGCUACACCUUCAUCGUCAGCCCGUCUCAUGACUACAGUCUGAACAGAGGCUCUUUGAACUACAGUUGCCGCUUAUCAAAGUCUGCAGUUGACUUGACGCACAAAACACAUCCGCUGAUCAGUGGUGGGACCAAUGAUCACGGAGUGUGGAAAGUUAAGUGUAGCAACUUCAACUCCAUGUCAAGCUCCACCUCAGCCUCUCCAGCUCUCAAUAGGGGACCUCGGGCUUCUGACAUGGGGCAGACCUCCUCUUACCUGACAUAUAGAGGUCAGAAUAUGUUGCACCAGCCACAGAAAAAAGUCGCAGCAGCUGCAUCAAAACAACAGCUCGUGGCUCGGUCUUUGUCCAUGUCGGUCAUAGAUGGUUCCUCUCAAGACCCAAGGAAAGGCAGAGGAGAAAGAGGAGAACCAGCACUUGUGGAGUUAGAGGAAGAAGGUGACCCAUCCUUCUCGCUAUUUAACCCCAGAAACGUCCCUCUUAUUGGGCAGUUUGGAAAGCAGGGUUCGGGUCGGGCUGACCUUACCUUGCCCAGCGGCAUCCAUGCAACACCCCAGGGCCAGCUCUUUAUAGUGGACUGUGGAAAUGCACGUGUUCAGGUGACGGACCUUCGGGGAAAUGUCCUCCAGCAAGUGACCUCCCCAACUGCUGAUGGUUCUGCCAGACGAUGUCGAAACUACUUUGACAUCGCUGUCAAUGCGAAGGGUCUGAUUGCACUGAGCUGUGCAGCAGAGAGAGCCCUGCUGGUGUUCAGCCGACAUGGCCGACUGCUCCAGACCUUUGGAGGGUCUGGGUUGGGCUCUGCUAAAGAUGAACUGGAAGCUCCCAGAGGUGUGACUGUAACCAGGCUGGAUGAGUUCUUAGUGGCUGAUAUCCGGAAAGGUACCCUCGUUGCCCUGAAGCUUGAGACUAAGACUGGCUCCCGUCUGGAGCGCACAGUGGUGACCGGAUUCCACAGACCAUACUUAGUGGCAGCCUGCUUAAGCUCAGGAAUGAUAGCCGUGUCCGAAAGGGGCAACGAAACAGGCCGAGUGCCUUGUAUCAAAGUCCUGGAGCCAGGAUGGAACACAGUGAGGGUUCUGGGUGUAUGUGCUGGCAUGGGGCCGGUCCUGGCCUGCCCCUGGGGUAUCUGUAUAGAUACAGAUGGUAAUGUGCUGGUGGCAGACUGGGGGGAGCAGCACAGAGUUCUGUUAUAUCCUGCUCAGGGAACAGGGUGGCCCAUAGUAAACCAGGGCUUGAGUAGUCCUCGUGGUCUGACGCUGUUACUUGAGGGUCAGCUAGCCGUUUCAGACAGCAUGCAUCACUGCAUUAAGAUCUACCAGUACAAAGCAGCCCGAGCCUAGAAAGAGCUGACAUGUAAGGAGACACAAUGUUCAAAGAAAACGAUCUCAAAGCAAAUCAGGCACAUCUGAAUAAUAACUAUUAAAUCAAUCAGCUGCAGCUCCUGGACUCACACUAAACUUCUGCAAUUAGACUGACAAAUGAUGUGUUGGUGGCUGGUCUGGCUGGACUGGAGGAGUCAUGAGUCCACCUGGAUUUGAAAGCCAAAGGCUGUCCAUUCAUCAUUAAAAGAGAAAGCUAUAAAGCUAAGCUGCAGAGAGAAAACUGAGCAUCCACAGCUUUCACUGCAGCGUGCUAGUUUGUUUUUGUUGAGCUGCUCUGAAGCAUUCAGGCUCAGAUAGAAUUACUGUUUGUUUGUUUCUGACUGUGGUUUGUAGAUUGGAGUUCAGUUACAGUCUGCUCAGUGUCUGUGUGCUGCUGCUGUGAUACCAGAGCUGCUAACAGGCAGGCGAUAACUGAGGCCAGCAUUCACUGUAGUUUUAAUAAUGUCAAACAUGAAUGCACAGACAUCUGCUACUAUAAUUUAUUACACUUGUUAAAGAAGAGAGAGAAUUUUAAGUGGUGGGACAGAGAUUACUUUGUGCUCCAGUGUGGAAUUUUUAUUUUGAUGUGUUUGAACCAGAAGGAUUUCAGUGUUUCAGUUGAACCUUGUCAUGAUUAGAUUCAGGAAUUCCUUUAAAUUCUACAAUUUGUCUCAUUGUCACUGAUCUUUACUGACAGCGAGCGGCACUCAGCGGCUCCUUUCAGUCCUCCCACUCCCCUCUUUUACCACAAGUGUCUGUCAUGUAAAUCUACCGCUCUUUGAUGGAUCUGUAUUUAACACGUGGAUACGCUGAUGCCUUCAAGUACUCGUGGGUGGAGCCAGACUGCCAUCCAGAUUUUCUUUAGUGAGAUGUGUCUGUGCGUUGCAGAUGUUUUAUUCAGGAGGUCGCUGCUUAUUUGGGAUGUGGAGUUAUUAGGUGCACGUUUACGCAGAUACUUUGCUGCAGUUUUUCAUUUUUGGGGGAACUUUUCACUUUUACAUGAACAAGAGUUUUGAAAUUGCAUCACGCACAUGAGGGGAAUCUCUCUAAUUGCAGGCGUGCAUAAAUGACAAGAUUUGAAAUAAUGGUGCAUCACACAUGACAGGAUGUUACUGAGAUGAUCAGGCCAGAGGAAGCAAUCAGGAAGCAGCGUCUUCCUCAUCAGAUAAACUAUAUCUAAACGGUGUAACGUGAGAAACAAACAAAAGCAGAAGGCUAAAGGAGUGUGGACAAGAAAAGGUUUGCAAACCUGGUUAGUAUAGUUUGUCAACUCUGAUGUUUUAAUUAUCAGUUUUGCUAUCUGUAUCUGCUAUCUGCUAAUGUUAGCAUCAAUGCUUGGAAACAGAUUCUCCAAGGUGCUCUGGACAGUAGUGUGAUGAUCAUAAUCAUCCAAUUUUUAACUCAAAUGUAUCAAAUAUCUUUAAUAUUAUCGAAUCGGACUUGAUGAGUCUGUGGAGGUUUAACAUUGGAUCAGUAAACCGCUCACAAUAUCAAAUAAUCUGCACCGAACAUCACAAGAUCCCAAAUCAGAUUUCUCCUCCAACCGUCGGGUAAAACGUGGAAACUCGGCCAGGAACUCCCGACGUGAGCCGUUGUUUUGUCCAGUACUACCGUACUCAGAUACACAUGUGGACAAAAUUGUUGGUACCCCUCGGUUAAUGAAAGAAAAACCCACAAUGGUCACAGAAAUAAUAUAAAUCUGACAAAAGUAAUAAUAUAUAAAAAUUCUAUGAAAAUUAACAAAUGAAAGUCAGACAUUACUUUUGAACCGUGGUUCAACAGAAUUAUUUUAAAAAAUAAAUUCAUGAAUUAACUUCGCUAAAUUUAUCUUAAGAGUUGGUUGCACAUAUUCAACCGAAGACUUUUAUACUCUGUAACAGUAAAACAACUAACGUGUGUCCGAAGUUUUAGAAAUGGAAAUAAUUAUGGGUUAGACAGUUUUUAUGUGAUCCUUCAACUGUUCUAAAACUAUAAACAAUGAAGUUUUAACCUUCCAAAUGUAGAAGUAAAUGAUUAGUUGUUCUUAAAUACAGCUUAGACGUUGAUGCAUCAAUAAUUUAAUGCUGAGAUAAUCCUUCACUAUCUGUACUUUUACUUUUGAUACGCACAUUUUUUUGUUAGUUUUUUUUUUUUAAACUCCUAAUCCUUUCCACUUUUUGUUAAGUUAAUAUUUAAAUUCUGUUGUUGUAUUGGUAUUUUUAACUGACAAAACUGCUGGAGCACUUUUCUGCUGCUUGGAUUCCAUCCAAAGUGUUCCAACAUUCUCAUCCUCCUCUUAGACAAAACCAUGACAUUUUAAAACAGAAACAAUACGCUGGAAGGCUUCCAGCUGUGAGUGUGAGCUAUUAUCCAACAAGACAAGCUUGUUAUGUCUCGUCACUUUUACUUUCAUGACUAUAAACAUGUUUAUUUGUGGGAAAUCCACAGUUUUAAUGAUGUGCAUGUUAAAAGGAAUUUAAAAAAAAUAAAAAAUA
This is a messenger RNA of Amphiprion ocellaris (clown anemonefish), 5256 nucleotides long. RefSeq lists its product as uncharacterized. The transcript is spliced from 3 exons. The record is from RefSeq and is a predicted model, not a curated record. Gene Ontology annotation, biological process: negative regulation of translation; protein polyubiquitination; proteasome-mediated ubiquitin-dependent protein catabolic process. Gene Ontology annotation, molecular function: protein binding; translation repressor activity; ubiquitin protein ligase activity. Bases 98 to 2761 code for a protein of 887 amino acids. NCBI's taxonomy places the organism in Eukaryota, Metazoa, Chordata, Actinopteri, Pomacentridae.